AUGGGACAUCAUGAGACAUUGUCUGUCACGCGGCACGAAACGGCGUCAGCGCUACGCGAGGGCAUGCUGGGCACGGCCAAGGCUCGCUGCUACUGCGUGAUCCACCCGGAGUCUGAAAGAUGCCCAAAGAUCAGCUUCAACCGGAGCUCGGUUCGGAUGGAGCUGCCAUGCUCAGGUGAGGAGCUGGAAGGUGUUCAAGACCGACAGGCAGAGGACAUGCUUCGUGAUUUCACGUUCGACCGAGUCUUCGAGCACGAUGGCCGGGGGCAAGCCCUCAUAUUCCAGGAGGUCGCUCGGCCAGCAGUCCAGGAGGCCGUCGAAUGCAUGUGCAGUUGCUGCUUUCUGGCUCUGGGUGCCAGUGGUGGUGGCAAGACCUUCACAUUGACCGGGGGCCCACGUCGCUUCGAGGAUAGAGGCCUGGUCCCACGCUCCAUCUCCUUCCUUUUUGAGACCUUGAGCGCUCUGCCUGGGAGCCGCAAAGCGGAUUAUCGGGUCCAGGUCUCCUUCUUUGAGAUUUAUCGGGACAGCAUCAUUGACCUCCUCUCGGCAAACAAGAAGACCGUCAACCUUCGAGGGUCAAACGAUGGGUCUGAGGUGCAUUUGCCGGGCCUGCUCCAGUCGGUCAAAACAGAGGCUGAGGCAUACAACCUGCUGUUUGAAGGCGACUCGCGACGACAUUUUGAAAGGCUGCCAGCCAACGCUGAAACUUCGCGUGGCCAUGUGUUCUUCCAACUCCACAUUUCCCAUGGCGGUAGAGAUGCGGUCCUUGCCUUCGUUGAUGUGGCGGCCCCCGUGAGCACACAGAACCAUGCGACGGAAAGUGUUGUGCGCUCCCUGCGAGAGUUGCGAUCUGCUGCGCGGAUGAUGUGUGCAGGCUUACCCAGAGAAGAGGAAAAGUCGCUUGGGCCGUUGACUCGGCUGCUCCUUCCGUGGCUUCAGCCUCGAGAGGCUGUGCCGCUGCUGCCAGCGCUUGUGACCCUGCUUCCACUCAAGUGGCAGAAAGAGGACGAUCUCCGAGAAGCCUACGACUUUUUGCAGCUCAUCCGCAUCCUUCAUCAGGCCGCGAAGGGCAGACUGAGCUCACGGAACGGGGCCGGGCCCCCAAUCCCCCGAAGCAAGGCUGAGGCGGAAAUAGGCGAAAGAGCUUCUGUAGCCUCCCCAGAACACACUGAACCUUCGGGAGCUGCUGCCUGGUCGCCUUGGUCUGCCAUUGUGGUUGACCAACGGCCCAAUGGAUCCGAACAGCCCGAGUCUGCGACGCCAAGCUUCCCUAGCCCAACGACGGAGAGGCUGGAGGACUCGACGGCAAUCGAUUCAAGCGAGGUGGCCAGACCUGCCCCAACCAAGUCAGUCCUCGCUUCCUGCGAUGCUCUCAGGGCAGUUCCCACUCCAACCCGGGCUUGGGCCAAGCCGCAAGUCAUUGAGCGACCCGCGCAGCUUCAAGUGGAAGCCGUUCAGAUGCCAGCAGCCAGGGCAUCCAGAGCAAUUGUUCAGACGGCUCAAGAUACGUGUCGCACGCCUCCCAUCAGGAGGCCAUCUCUACCUGGUAUCUAUUCAUCAGGCCAACGGGCAGUGAGCCCUGGCCCCAUGGAACGGCAGGGAACCGACGCCACACAGGUUCAUCGCCACUCCCUUCCUCCAUUCUUCGAGCGCAGAAGAUGCAGCAGCGCUGUUAGCGCUGUUAGCGCGGCAGUGGCUCCGUCGCUGGCAGCGCCUCGGGCUUCGAGCCCUUGGCGCGUGGGGCUGGUGCAACCUCCAGUCAUCUCGCGCCCGCGGAGUUGCGAUGCAAGGUCACCUUGGGCAACACCUGGGUCAUGGCCUUUCCCACAUGCCCGAGGCAUUCGUCAGGAAGUGCCCAGUUUGCCUUCCAUGGGACAUGUGCCGGCUGGCAUGCCCGUCCCAGCUCCACUCCCGUUACAAGGUCGAGCCCAGUGGGUCAUUCAGACAUCUCGGAGCACCUCCCCGUGCCCGGGCUAUCGGAUGCAGCCUGGGAGGACCUUCAUGGCGCUUCCCAGGACCGACCUCGUCCCCGUUGCGCAGCUUCGGCCGAGGUCCUGGGUUCCAGCAAGCGGCCUGCCUACCAGCGAUGCGCCGCCUUUAGUUUCAAAGCCUGCCUUCCAAGCCUUUCACCUUAAUUAA
Symbiodinium pilosum is the source of this 2139-nucleotide messenger RNA. NCBI's taxonomy places the organism in Eukaryota, Dinophyceae, Suessiales, Symbiodiniaceae. The record is from the annotation of a GenBank genome assembly.